CCCUUGUGCCGGAGGAGGACCCCAGACGCUGGCGCCGCAGCUGCGCACGCGUAAAACCUCUGCACAUUUCAAAACAAUCACUUUACAGUAUUUCUCUGUACGUUAUAAACAUUUUAAAUAGCAAACAUACCUUUUUAUAUAUUAUAUACAUUCUAACACACCUCAGGCAAUCUUCUUUAAUCUGUUUGAAGGUGAGAUAUAACGCAGAAAAUAAAUGCUGAAUGGGGGAUGGACACAUACAGUUUAAGUGAUGAUCUGCAGUCUGAUGCUGCUAGACAACAGGAGAGACAUUAUUACCUACUGUCAGAACUACAGACACUUGUGAAAGAUCUGCCCAGCUCAUUUCAGCAGCGUCUGUCGUAUACGACGCUCAGCGAUCUUGCUCAGGCUCUCAUUGACGGGACGGUGUAUGAAAUAGUUCAAGGACUGCUGGACAUUCAACACCUGACAGAGAAAAACCUCUACAACCAGAGACAGAAACUACACAGUGAACACAGAGCACUUAAGCAGGAUUUGGUUCGAAAACACAGACAAGCGCUGCAGACGUGCAAGUCUCACAAUGUGGCCGUUCUGAAAACUAACCAGCGGUCUGAAACAGAGGCUCUGGAGCAGCGUGUAAAAGAUGAACAGAGGAUGAUGGAUGAGAAGAUUGUAGCUGAAAUGGAUCAGAAGGUUCUUGACCAGCAGAACACGCUGGAGAAAGCUGGUGUACCUGGAUUCUACAUCACUACUAAUCCACAGGAGUUGAUGAUGCAGAUGAAUCUUCUGGAGUUAAUACUGAAGCUUCAACAGAAAGAGAUGCUUUCAGAAACGCUGCCCUGAGAUCAGCUUAAGUGAAUUAUGAUCUCUGAUGCUGCUGUGUACAUAAACACGUAUUAACCCUUUCAAACUAAAACUACCCGUGUAAAAAAUAUCUGAAAAUGAGCAACUGGUUGUUCAGCAAGAUGCAUUUUUCGUUUGAAUGUUAUUCAAGAUUAAAUGGCUGUAAGACUUUAAUUUUGAACUUUGAAACCUGUUGACAUGAAUACUGAUGUACAAGAUGUACAAGACUUUUUUGAUUAUAAAUAUUGUUUUAUACAUUUGUAAAAAGCUUGAACUGCAAACAUUUAAUUAGUUAGGAUUUUUGUUAAAUUAUUUUUUGAAUAAUUAUUAAAAUGAUUAUUCUUUA
Molecule: messenger RNA, 1168 nt
Organism: Misgurnus anguillicaudatus (oriental weatherfish)
Lineage: Eukaryota; Metazoa; Chordata; Actinopteri; Cypriniformes; Cobitidae
Gene: dgcr6
Product: DiGeorge syndrome critical region gene 6
Source: RefSeq, a predicted model, not a curated record